Corvus hawaiiensis (hawaiian crow) is the source of this 1887-nucleotide messenger RNA. It is a transcript of the gene RNF212, whose product is annotated as ring finger protein 212. The coding region runs from base 62 to 973 and encodes 303 amino acids. Gene Ontology annotation, molecular function: SUMO transferase activity. The record is from RefSeq and is a predicted model, not a curated record. Lineage: Eukaryota; Metazoa; Chordata; Aves; Passeriformes; Corvidae. The transcript is spliced from 12 exons. Gene Ontology annotation, cellular component: synaptonemal complex. Gene Ontology annotation, biological process: reciprocal meiotic recombination; homologous chromosome pairing at meiosis; protein sumoylation.
GUGGCGGGGACGCACCCGCGGGGCUCGGCCUGAGGACGGACGGCUCUGCCCCAGCUGCCCCAUGGCCGUGCCCGUAUUCUGCAACUCCUGCCUCUGCGAACCCCGCAACCCCACGCCGCCGUUCAGCCUCACCAGCUGCGGCCACGUUUUCUGUGAGAUUUGCCUGAAGAAAGGCAAAAAGGAUGAAUGUUUGAUCUGUAGAACUGCUUGUCGUACAUUAGUCCUUUCAAAACAGACAAAUCCUGAUAUUCAAUCACUGUUCAUGGGAGUAGAUGUGUUAUGCAAGAAAUAUUCAAAAGAAAUAUCACAGGUUUCAGAAUUUCAAGAAAAACAUCGUAAGCAUUUAUUAGCAUACCACAAACAAAAGAUAGCAAAGCUGGAAGAGUCUCUCAAGAAAGUAACACAACAAGUGCAACAGAUACAAUGUAUGAAACCUCCUGAAAAAACUACACCACUUCCAUUUUCCAGUACAAGCAGAAAUCCAUUUUCCAUUCCUUCAAGAAAACAGAAUGUUUAUUCUUCAUAUUCUCUUCAUUCUAGUCGUCCUUCCACUUCUGAAACGAUGGAGGCAAUGGAGAUUGAUCCUGUACCUUCACCAGUGAGGAAACUUGAGACACCAACUGGUCCAACAAGAUUAUCAGUAAUAACUCCACCACAGGAUGGACGUAUGGGUAGUGUAUCCUACAGAAGUUCUCAGACAUCUCUAAUAAUGCCAAGUCAAAAUAUUGGAGCAGCGUCUACAAGAUCCACCCCUGUAAGAUUGCCACACAGUGUAUGUCCAUCAUCAUCUGGAUCCCAAAGCAGUCGAAGGGGGUCAUGGGCUAGUUCUGAUUUCAGAACCCCUCAGCUGUAUCCAUUUACAUCACCUUCCCCACAGCUGCCUCUAUCAAGGCAGCCAAUCACCAUCUCUGGACUUCUGCAAAGACAACAGCCAGGACCAACUAAUUUUGGAGGACAUUCAGCAGAGAGAUGAGCAAACAUCUGUGAAUUGUUUUGGUUAAGGAACAUCUGGAGAACCACUGCAUAGUCUUUGGAUAUCAAAGUAUUUGUAGCUUCUGUAACGUGACAAAUUGGCAUAAAACAGCUAGUUGUUCGGCAUGAAUACUGUAUUUAAAACAUCAUCUUUGUUAUUAACAUCUACAGUAGUUUUAAAUGGGAGUACAAAAUCUUUUUGUUUUUUGAAAUUCUGGCUUCAAAUAUAUUGUAUAAAUAAAAGUCCUUUAUUACCUAAGCGUUAAGGCAAAACAUGAUUGAUUAUAUGUUGAAUGAGCUUUUUUAGCUGUGAGUGCAUUGAGCUGCAGGAGAACUCUGUAAAUAAUUGUGCCUGUACAGUAUUAGAGAUGGACUGCAGUCCUAAAAAAAAAGAAAUUAAUUUAUGGAUUUUUGAUUACAGAAUUCCAAAGUUUGGUUCUUACUCAAAACAUCUCUCCUUGUUUGCACUCUUCAAAAGGGGUAAGUUUGGAGGGAUAUUAUUUUCUAGGAGGCUCUGCCAAGCUCAUAACACAGCAUCUGUUCCACACUUGUGAAAGUUCACCAUUUGAUUUAGGUAGCAACAAUUUCUCCCUAAAAUGGAAUGAAAUGGGGGAACUGGGAUGAAGAGACAAAACACAGAGAAGAGUACUUUUACUUUUGCCCAGGAGUAGCAACUGGAGACUCUGAAUGAAGCGUGCCAGAAUGCAGCCUUUUCUUUCUCAGAAUCUCUUGAACUCACAUGCCCACCAUCACUGUGUAUGUGGCAAAAUUUUGGUAUGACUGAGUCAUCAAAUGCCUUUGUUUUGUUUUACCUGAACUAUUUUUAAGCAUAAUAAAACUAAAAGCUGCUGGGCUUUUUUUUGAGAUAAAGUUCCCUGAAUUUCUUUUGAGUUGAAAUGUUUUACUUUUCACGUC